Danaus chrysippus (African queen) is the source of this 1101-nucleotide messenger RNA. The record is from the annotation of a GenBank genome assembly. Lineage: Eukaryota; Metazoa; Arthropoda; Insecta; Lepidoptera; Nymphalidae.
AUGAACGGAGAGAAGAGAAAUGCUCGUGGCAGAGGACGCGGUCGUGGUCGCGGGCGAGGUAGAGGCAGAGGACGCGGCAGAGGGAAAAAAGUUCCCAAAGUUAUGUCGUCAGAUGAAGAAGAAUGUUCGGUAGAAGAAACCAGUCAAGAACAGGAUGAACCAGCGCCGGAGGAAACUAAGGAAGAACCAGAACAACCGGCUGAACCUGUUAAAUUGGAAGUGCCUUCCGAUAUAUCUCAAUUAGAAGCUCCAGUAUUCACAACCCUACAGAGAGGUCCCCCGGAACCGAUGUUGCGAUUAGACUGGAGUCACCGAGCAACUCUAAUCGGAGAAAAAGUUCUAAAUCCCAUGAUAUAUUGCUGUGAUACUUGCUCAAAACCUAUAUUAAUAUAUGGAAGAAUGAUACCUUGUAAGCAUGUGUUCUGCCUUACCUGUGCGAGAGCCGAUAAUACACAUUGUCCCAGGUGCAGAGAAAAGGUAUUAAGAGUAGAACAGACCGGACUUGGUACAGUGUUCAUGUGCACACAUUCAGGCACGAGGUAUGGUAACACUGGCUGCAGGAGAACUUAUCUGUCUCAGCGUGAUCUCCAAGCACAUAUCAAUCAUCGUCACGUCGGUGACAAGAAUGACCCAGAACCUGCACCGCAUCCUGCACUUGCUGUGGUUAAGCCACUGCCGGCGGUGGUGGGAGGCGGCAGUACCGCUGAUCCGCGUCACCCUCAACACGCUCAUGAACGAAGACCUCGCACCAACCUCAUCACUGUACCCAUACAUGAAGAUUCUCACUCAUACUAUAAUUACUACCAGCCGCCACAGCCGGUCCCUCCGCCCGCUAUGCCCACGGUGGGCAGUGUGGGCAACGUGGGCGCUCCCGUGAGCAACGUCGGUGUGGGUCUGGGCGGUGUUAUGUCCGUGCCACCUCCAUACUACGCCGCGCCUUACGCACCACACACCGCGCCGCCGGCUACAUAUGUUGGAGGAGCACCGAUGACAACAAACGUAGCGGGUGUGUCGCCAAUGCCAGCUAUGUCUACAGACAAUCGUUGGCCGGAAGGAUAUCCGCCCGUGCAGUGGCCCAACACCCAUCAUUAUUACAGGUAG